UCAUAACGAAAGCAGCAAUAAUAAUAGAAAAAUAUAUAGAAAAUAGAGAAUUCAAAUACUCCAAAUGCGUCCGAUCAGAUCAGACUCACCACCACCCAACCAACUCUCUCUCUCUCUCUCUCUCUCUCUCUCUCUCUGCAGCAAUAUUCCAAUCCAAAAGGAGCCAGAAAACGAGAGAGAGAGAGAGAGAGAGAGAGAGAGAGAGAGAGAGAAUGGUGGGCAUUUUCUCUCGGUUUUCAAGCAGCAGAAACGGCCAUAGACGAUCGCAAAGCGCACUUGACGGAAGGGAGGCAUUGCCACCAAACGCAGAGAUAGAGGAUACUGCGACAGCUAUUGCUGUUUCACAUGGGAUUGAGAUCAUGGUGGAGUUUAAGCCGGUUGAACGCCCGGUUGAGCCCUUGGAGAGUGAUCAGCCAGUCAAAUGCCCACUUCUGGAACCGUCGAUUCUAAAUGAUGGAAGAAUGUGGAACGAAUGGCUGUCAGCGAAUGUGCGAAGGAGGGCUGAUGUGCCAUUUGUGAUGGAAAGAGCACCCCCCGUGUAUGAAGUGGGCGGAUCAAGGGUACGUCCGGUCCCAACUAACCGCUUUAUCGCACCAUCUCUUAGCGCCCCUGAGCAUCAUAUCCUAAAAUUGCUGGAGGAAUGCAAUGCAGCUGGAGAUUAGACUGCCUGGAGCUGGAUUGACUGGGAUCAGAGAUGGUUUUUUUGUCUCCAAUGAAAUGCCAACUGCAUAAGUGGGCAACUGAUGACCUAUGAAAAACUGAAUUUAUGGCCUUUGAUAGAGUGGAAUGAUAGAAAAGGAUUCAUGUAGCCAACCCCAAUUAGUUGGUUAAGGCUUAGAAGAUGACGAUGAUACAUGUGCAACUGAUCAUCUGCCUACGCAAGGAGCCCAUAUAGGCAAAGGCCAAUGGGGCAUUCCAAUCAAUACCGAAUGUGUCCCUUUCAGCCAUGACUAGAUGGGCCCCUUUGAUUAGGCAUACCAAUCAGCGCACUCUUGGGAUGCCUCUUUCCAAGCAAUUCUCUGCAUUCAGGUUCAUUUACUUUGUCUCCAUAUAAAUUGAAUACAGAAGUAUGUAUUAUGAGAAUAACCCCAAGUCAUCACAGUUUUAUAUCUGACUCCAUUUUUAAAUUUA
This is a messenger RNA of Magnolia sinica, 1131 nucleotides long. RefSeq lists its product as uncharacterized. Lineage: Eukaryota; Viridiplantae; Streptophyta; Magnoliopsida; Magnoliales; Magnoliaceae. The coding region runs from base 213 to 662 and encodes 149 amino acids. The transcript is spliced from 3 exons. The record is from RefSeq and is a predicted model, not a curated record.